Molecule: messenger RNA, 366 nt
Organism: Myxocyprinus asiaticus (Chinese sucker)
Lineage: Eukaryota; Metazoa; Chordata; Actinopteri; Cypriniformes; Catostomidae
Product: protein FAM163A-like
Exons: 2
Coding region: 1-366 (121 amino acids)
Source: RefSeq, a predicted model, not a curated record
AUGCCAUAUUAUUGUUGUAAGAGGAAUGAGUCCGAAGGGGAGGCGGGCUCAGUCGGUGAUCCUCAGCCACAGUUUGCUUGCAACGCAUGCAGCGCGCCAGGGGUGGACGGGGCGGCCGUCACCCCUCUCUCGCUGCCCUAUGACCCCACUCCGUCGCACAACUACUGCCCCACCUGCUCACCCCACUACCUCCGUGGCAUGGAUGAGAUGCAUAAUGGUGGUGAACGCCUGUCCUACAUGCCAACUCACUAUGAGAACCAUGGUGCCACUGCCCUUGGUCUGGCUGCCAUGUACGGCCCCGUGCUGAGCCGUCGCAGCACACCAGACUUUUACACCAACACUCGAGCCAUCAGCACUGACGUAUGA